GGGCAGGCCGGGCCAGCUGGCAGCGGGACGAGGCGCGGUGCGGGGCGGCGGGCGAGGCCCGGCAGCGGGCGGCCGCGCUCCGCCCCACGGCGCUCCCCGCCCGGCGGCCCCGCCGCCGCCUGGGUCCGGCCCGCCCCCCAGCACCCCGCGAGGAACAGCUCCUGUGCAGUUCGCAGCGCCGCAUUGAAAAGGGAGCGGGAGGGAGAGGCAGAAGGGAAAAGAGAGGAGGGAAGAAAGGAGCCCGGAUCUCUGGGCUAUUGAAAGCAGUAAAGGAGCUUCCAGGACAAGCUGAAUCUUCAGCAAAAAUAGCUCUUCCAGGGUUAGGCUUUUUUUUUUUUUUUUCCCUUUCUUUUAGUCGAGUGCACAGGAGAAGUGCCCCCACCCCAGCGCACACCCAACCUCUCAGCCUGAGGGGCACCUGAACCAGCCAAAGCAGAAUGUACCAGGGACACAUGCAGGCAGUAGGUGAAACCUUGAAGAAAAAGUGGCUCUGUCUUCAAAAAAGUGACCUGACCUUUGCUUUGGGGAAAGGCUCUAGGGCGGCAGAUAAGGCUGUUGCCAUGGUGAUGAAGGAGAUUCCGAGGGAGGAGUCUGCAGAAGAAAAGCCCCUCCUUACUAUGACAUCACAGGGGUGCAGAAACCAAAAGGAAGCAGAAUCAAGUGAAAAACUGGUGAAUGAGCAACAAGAAAGCAGACCCCUUCUGAGCCCCUCCAUUGAUGACUUUCUCUGCGAAACUAAACCAGAAGCUGUUGCAAGGCCUGUAACAUCAAAUACUGCAGUAUUAUCAACAGGUCUGGAUCUCUUGGAUCUCAGUGAACCUGUCUUACAAAACCAAAACAAAGCAAAGAAAUCAGAGAAUCCAUCAAGAAGUGAAGGCUUAAAAGCUUCAACCCACAGAAAGAAGACAGACAAUUCUGACCUUAUCAGUGUGGAUACUGAGCAGAAGGUCCAGACUGUCAGAGUUUCAGACAAGUCUUCACUAGAUUUAGUUGAUAUUCACACACAGCUAGAGAAAUGGGAUGACGUCAGUUUUCAUGGAGAUAGGAGUAGCAAGGUCCACCCUUCUACGGAGCGAACAUCAUCAUCAUCUAGAGCUCCAUCAAAAGAACUUUUAUGGUCCACAGAAAACAGAUCACAGUCUGAGCUGACUAAUGUCAAGAGUGCCUUGGACUCUGAUUCGACAUCAGAAUUAGAACUUGCACCCGCAAUACAGGCACGAUCAACUAAGGAGCAGCGUUGGGGAGGGCCUCUUCUCUCCAGAAAUCACUCCUUGGAGGAGGAAUUUGAAAGAGCAAAGGCAGCUGUUGAGUCAGACACAGAGUUUUGGGAUAAAAUGCAAGCAGAAUGGGAAGAAAUGGCUCGCAGAAACUGGAUUUCAGAGAACCAGGAAGCACCAGGGCAAGUCACCAUCUCAACCAUUGAGAAGGGUUAUUAUUUCCAUACUGAGAAUCCCUUCAAAGACUGGCCUGGUGCUUUUGAGGAAGGACUGAAAAAAAUGAAAGAAGGUGACCUGCCAGUUACAAUCUUAUACCUGGAGGCUGCUAUUCUGCAAGAACCCAAUGAUGCAGAGGCCUGGCAGUUCCUUGGCAUAACACAGGCAGAGAAUGAAAAUGAGCAGGCAGCCAUUGUCGCCCUCCAAAGGUGCCUGGAACUACAGCCAAACAACCUAAAAGCUCUGAUGGCCCUGGCUGUAAGUUAUACUAACACUGGCCACCAACAAGAAGCCUAUCAAGCUCUAAGAAACUGGAUAAAGCAAAAUCCAAAAUACAAAUAUAUAGCGAAAAGCAAAAAAGGGUCCCCAGCACUUACCAGGAGAAUGUCUAAGACAUCAGAUGAAAGCUCAUUACUUGAAGAAGUAAAGGACUUGUACCUGGAGGCUGCUCACCAGAAUGGUGAUAUGAUAGACCCUGACUUGCAGACGGGACUUGGAGUUCUUUUCCACCUGAAUGGAGAAUUUAACAGAGCAAUAGAUGCAUUUAGUGCUGCUUUAACUGUUCGGCCAGAGGACUACACAUUAUGGAACCGCCUUGGAGCAACAUUGGCAAAUGGGGAUCGAAGUGAAGAAGCUGUCGAGGCUUACACACGUGCUUUAGAAAUACAACCUGGCUUCAUUAGGUCCAGGUACAAUUUAGGGAUAAGCUGCAUCAACCUAGGCGCAUACAGAGAGGCUGUCAGUAAUUUUCUCACUGCUCUCAGUUUGCAAAGGAAGAGCAGGAAUCAACAACAGGUUCCCCAUCCUGCUCUAUCGGGCAAUAUUUGGGCAGCACUUCGAAUUGCUCUGUCUAUGAUGGACCAGCCAGAACUAUUUCAAGCAGCGAAUGUGGGUGAUCUAGACAUUCUGUUAAGAGCUUUUAAUCUAGAGCCGUAAUGAAAAGUAUCCACAAAUUGAUUAAAUUGUAUUUGGAAACAGAGAACUCUUUUAUUACUCAUCUCAAAAUGACCACAUUUUCCAAAAGAUCAUGGCUGUAGAUCAGUAGGGGAAUUACCUUGGACAUUAUUCAAAAAGAAAAGUUCAAAAGCACAAAAUAUUGUACAUAAAUUCAAACUCAAAGGACUGAAAUGGGCUUGUGGCUAAUCUGACAAAGCCCUGAACUAGAUGAAAUAGCCAUUUCUGAAGAAUCUUCAUCCCACGCAAGUUAUAUCUCUCUCCAUACACACAGCUAUACAAAGCAAAGUAUAUUAAGAACAAACCUAGAUAGUCAUUAUUGCACAUUAGAAUGGCAAGCAAUGCAUCCAAGGAACCUACUUAGUAGCUCAUCGCACUGUGCUGACAGCACUUUGCCCUCCAACAUGGAUUCCCCAUCCUUGUUUCUUUGUCGAAAAGUCUUCUCAAGGUCUGUUUUUAACAUAGCUCUGAAAAUAGAUGCAUGUAAAAUGGAUGAACUUUAUGUUGAAUAUAUUUAUUAGUUUGCAGCCAAGAAAAUUUUUGUUUCCAAAAGCACCUUGAUUAAUUUGGGCCAAAUUCUGCAGGCUCACAGAGUUGUGAAUCGUGCAAUAUUAAGAGGAACAUUGUACAAGGAAGUCUAUGAAAUUAGGCCACGUACACAUGGAAGGCCAAGUGUUGCCAGCAGAAGUGGUAAUUUGCACUAGAACUGUUGCUGUUUAAACCAGCUAUCCCUGAUCUUGGACAGAGUGUGUCUGCUUCAAUGGAGCUCAGCAGGAUCUGCGCCUAUCUAUGUACUUAUGCACUUUAAUCUUCCUUUUUGUAAAACAGUGCUAUGCUGUUAUUUUAGUUACUAACAACAGAAUGUAUGGGAUAGCCUUAUCGGCAUAAAGGACCAAAUAUCAUUUCCUGAAAUGUGAUGAGAAGGGUUUCAAUAUUCUUAUGUUUUAAAAAUGCAAAUACAGUGUAAACUGCAAUAUCUAUUAGAAAGAUUAUUCUAUUAUGCAUCUGUCAGGUACUACACACAUACAUGCAUGUGCAUGCACAUACAUGUUGUAUGUGAAUUAUGUCAUUUCAGAACAUAAUAAGCCACAGAUCUUUAUUGCAAAUAAAGAAAAGUCUUCAUAGGAGUUAAUGCCUGCAGACCACGCUCAAGGGAAAAUUUUCCCUGAAAAAAAUGGAUCUAUAUAAUGCUUGUAGGAUUGAGACUAAGAUUUGAUCCUGGUGUUACGGCAAGCAGUAGCAAAAAAGUCUCAGUGAUUUCCAUGAUAGCAGACUAAAUCCUUAGGUAACAUCAGUAUUCGUAGCUGCUUUAAAAUGUAUAUAUAUGUACACCAUCUUAAUUUUCCACAACUGGAUGAAUGGGGAACAGCACUGGGGGCAGCACGCUGCCACGUGGUAAAUGGAUUGAUUUGGCUACAGUGCACAUUUAGCUCAAGGUGAAGGGAUCAAAGACAGGAACAGAAAUUUUUAAGGAGGCAAUUUUCAGUUGCUGAUAUUUUUAAUAUCUUUCCCUAAAUAGUGAAAGAUAAAAAGUGCAAUUAGAUGGCUACUGUGUUGAUCUGUGGUCAGGAAUUCAAUGUACAGGGUAGCUAUUGAAAUGUGUUAAAAUGGGACAAAUAGCACAUUUUCUAUAAACACCAUUAAAAGAAAAAUCCAGCUCAAUCAGUUGUAAUAAAACAAAAUCCAGCUGCACAGAUCACAGAGAAAGAAGCUCUGUGGAAACUGGACAGUUUCACCAGUAAACUUGAAGUUGCUUGCAGCUGUCUGUUUUUUUGUGCAACCUCUUAAAGAAAAUUCCAUGUAAAAUGGUGUAACGACUGCAUCACUAACUAUAGUUUGUUAAAUAAAAACAACCAAUUCUGAUUAAAUAAAAAGCUCACCCCAUACUCUCUCCCACAGAACAGAGAUACUGAAAUGGCUAUAGGAAUUUUUUUAAUAGUGCUUUAUCAUUGUUUUUAUAGCUAUUCCUAUUUAUCUAUGAAGCAUUCCAAAACUGACUCUUGCAACUUUCUCUAAAGACUGGUUAUCAAGGACUCAAUGGGAAUGUCAUUUUAGCUAAGUGGGCUGCUGUAUGCAUAUCUGCUGACAACAGUUUGCUCUUUUGCUUUGACAGCAAUGUGUGAUGACAGCUCUUUAUUGAUAAGGCAGAGCAGAAGGUGCAGUGCAGUUGAAUCUGGAAAGUGAUAAGAGAGAAGGGAGACAGCUUUGAGAUGAGCCUGUAAAGCAAAGCCAUAUGUGCUUAGAUCUUGCUUGAUGCCCUGCCAUCACACAAGUUGCUCUAGAAUAUCCUCUGUGCUGGGCCGUACGAUAAUCAGAGCCUAUCCAGACCAGUUAGCUGUUCAGAAGAUUUAUUUUUAUAGCUUUCAAAUAAAAAGAGAAAAACUUAACUGCUUGAUUUCUCAGAGUCUGAACGACAAGGGGCAUUUGAUGCUCACAUCAGUCCACUAAACCUCUUCUCUUCUAGCAUGUGGACGAGUAACAUAGCAAUUCUGUUAGGAAAACCUAACGCAACUCUCCUAGCCUCCUCCAAAAGAACAGACAAAAUAUGUAGCUUUUGAUUUACCCUGGGACAGACUGCUCAAAAUUGCAUUCAGCUGCUGAUACGUGUCCACAUCCAUGUGACUGGUAUGAGGAAAACUGUGUAAACAUAGAGACAAAUCACUGGGGCCGUACUCUUCCUCCUGAGGGGGUACUCAGGCCUCCAGUUCAUCACAAGCACUGCAGUUCUGCUACACGGGACACAGGCUAAGGAGCCUAUUAAAAGGGAUUGUGCACACUCUUGGAGAUUAUCUCGACCUUUCUCUCCUGUUCUAGAUAGCCUAUGGCCCGUUAACCACAUACCACUGACUAAGACACUCAGUGAGGGAAAGACUAAAGCAGAUAGAUUUACAGGGAACAGUGGCACAUCUCCUCACACCAGACACCAGUUCUGGCCUGCUCUGUGUGGGAGAAUGGCUGGUGACUGCGCUCACUGACAGGUCAGGCUCAGCAGCUCCUGGCACUUGUGGAGACUUCAUCUUUCUUUAGCCCCCACUACCAAGCACUGUCAGUGCAGAGACAGGAUUAGAUACAGCUUUUAUCUGACCUCCUCAUGGUGUUUCUUGGAUAUUCAGUGGUGAGCACGUAUAUCUGCCUGAAACAGCAAGAGGAUACGUGAGGAGGCUGCAGCAUAUUAAAGUGAAGAGGAAAUUCAUCUACUUAUACUUCUAACCAGGCAUAAGGUAGGAUAAAUCAGGUGGCUGCUUAACACUGGCAGAUUGAGCCUGGGAGUGACAGACAGGAAACCUGGGUCCUAAGUGCUCCCUGUGAGCUCGACCAAGUCAAACCUGUUGCCACCCCUGACUUGCCCAGGUGUGCAAGGAAGGCUGAAAGGCAGUGAACAGCCAUUGCAUGUGACAGCACCACACAGAGCAGGGAAGCACUGCUGUUUCACAGGCUGCACGGGUGAGGUCACCACUCACAUAAAUGGAAAGAUAACACACAAACACAAUGAUGCUCACGUCUCAGUAAGGAAGCAGUUUUACACCAACACUAGCAAUUUCAACAAGGAGACUCAGAAGCAUUUCAGAACAACUGUACAGCAUUUAUGGGGUGAUGCCAACUUAGGGUGCUGCAGUAGUUUACCAUCAUCUCCCACCCAUUUCCCCUUCUUGUUACUCCUCUCUUUCUCCAGACGUGACUAAUCACUGCCAGGUAAUUGAUUCUAAUUUUUUAAGUCUUUCUUCUAUUUUAUAUUUCACGCAGUUAAAAAAUGUUUUCCUUAACCCCAGCUUGUGACUGUCCCUCUCCUCUGCAAAGCUUUCUGAAUAUUUAUGACCUAUACGUCCAACCCAUCAAGCUGCUGAACACUGAAAGUCUGUGUUCUUCAGAGGAGCGCUCAGCACUUUGCAUGAUGAGCUGGUGUGCAGGUAUUCAGUUCCUGGACCAGGGCUGGCCUCUGGUACCGCUGAACAGGCACCAAAAUCAAAGGGAUUACUUAUUGAAUGAGGAUUUGUGACGAAACAACUAGGGUCAUUCUUGCUGAUCUCUUUAAACUGUAAGAACUCAAGAAACCUUGUUGCAAUAGACUGGUUUAUGUCAGUUUGGAGAACUGUUUGAUCUUUAGGGAAACACAUAUACAUAUCUGUAUCUAACAGUAUUUUCUUAUGAUCUGAUAAACUAAAGCACUUGUAAAAAAUACUGAGGGGGAGGUUCAAAAGACACAAAACCUCACAGGACAAUAUUGCAUGUAACUACAUUAACAAAUAGUCACUGAAAUGUUAACACAAAGCAUGCAGCAAUCCUACUUGCGUACAUGUUUACAGAAUGCACGCACAAGGCCCACACACAGGGUAUUUUUAAACUAUUGAUUAGUAUUGUCUAGGAGAUAUUUUUAAAAGUACUUUGCAUCUGCCAAGCUCAAAACUGAGUUGUUCAUCUUAUUUGGAACAGGUUAGACCAAACGCAGAACCCUUUUUAAAUUCCAUCCUUAGAAAUCACUUUGUGUUGUGGAUUUCAUGUUUGCAUCAAGUAUUUAAUUAACAACAGACAUCUGUAGUAACAGCUUUUGUAGAAAUGUUUUAGUACCCUCUUAAGAAUUUAAAAGCUAAAUAUGCACAGCUAUUCAGUGAAACUGGGCGUUUGGAUUUUCACAUUUUCAUCUCUACUGUAAACCAUAUAGCACCAAAACAGAUUGCCAGAACCAGUGGAAAAACAAUUGUUUGUGUCUACUCUUACCAUGAGUCAGGCUUUUCAAACUUGCCCACUAGCUCUGAAGACAGCCCAGUGUCUGACUGUCCUGUUUAAAACACAGAGAUGUAAAACUUCACAGGAUCUGAGUAUCUGCUGCAUCCUCCAAUUUCAGCUGCAGACAAUUAGCUCUUCCUGCUUAACCUGAUGUGCUGAGCUUUCAGCUGAGUUAAAGAGCCAAUUUAGACAACUUGGGCCUGUCUGUCAGCCAAAAUUAAGGACCCUGACAACACCAAUAGACCAGCCAGGUGAUCCAAUGAGCAUCCAUAGAGCACAGGCCUCCAUAACACCAAACCCACCAUGACAGACAUAAUAACUGAUAACAUUACUGGUAGCCACCGAGGCCUAAAUGAUUGCCUGUUGGAGCCAGUGAGAACUGGAGUGAAACACAGAUUGGUUGCAGAUCUCUUUACCCAAACAUGUGUCUGCAGAAUGAGAUAUAUUAAUACUUCGCAUGAAUAAACUGCACAGAUGAAAAACUGAGAUUUCUGGUCACCAAUGUUGCCAGCUUAGCAGUCUGUACAGUGAAUUUAUGUAAUAAAUAUUUAUAAAAUACUGAGUAUUCACAGACAGAAGUGAGAGACAAAAUGCACCGCACAUUGCGAAAAAAAUGGUGGGUAUGCAAUACAGUAUCAUCUAAUAUUCAAACCUCAUCUAGGCUAGAAAUCAGAUUCCUCUGCUAUAGUUCUACUAUUUUUGGAAUGGUGAAAUAAAUCAGAGAAAAGCAGUGCCAUGCAUGAAGAGAUCAUGAAUGCUCUGAACAAAGCUAGGCAAAAUGAAAAGUGAGCAUGUCACAGAAUCCACAGAAAGUUUCAGAGCCUCAGCCCACAAAACAAUAGGUAUUAGGCAUGGGAAAGAGACAGAAGGAAUAUAAAGUUUCCCAAAAUGAGCUGUAAAUUUACAAAUGCUUGCAUAUGUGACAGCCCAUUGAGCAAACUUGCAUGGUCGAGACUUUAUGUGCUUUGAUCUUUUUUCCCCUUCCACAUUUACUGAAUGCAAUCGACAUUGGCUAAAACUUUAAGAGCCUUUUUAAUAUCAGUAAUCUAUUGUAAAUUCAGAAAAAUCUAAACAUUUAUAAAUAUAUUUUAUAUAUCAGAGUAUAACGUAUCUAGAGUGAAAUAAAACUAUAUAGUUUUGAGAGGCAUUCUGUGCGGCUUCUUCUAUAUGCUGUAAACUGUUUGAAGACCUCUGCAAUCUUGCAUCAGUUUUUUUGGCUUUAUUUUUAAGCCAACAUACAAGAAAGAAGAGAUUCUAGGGUUGGCAGAUACUUUCGCCUGGGCCACCUGAAGAGCCCUGCUGCUGGAAAGCCCGACACUUCAGUGGGGCUGCAAGGUUUGGCAGUGAGGUGGGAGUUCAGCCCUACACCUGAAUGUUUACAUUUCGUUACAAAGGUUCAUAUUGACCCAGGUUAAGAAUCUGAGUCUGUAAGGACACACGGAGUAAAAGAUUAAUUUCUUACUACAGGUAACUUUGCCUCUGUAUACUUAGUGCAUUAUCAGCUGUGUAUAAUACUAAACACAGACCUGCAGUUUACUGAUGCUUUAAUUUGAUGUUUCCUUGCACUGCUCUUUAAAAGAACCUAUUUCCUCAAAAAUGAACGAUGUGCAUAUUGGAUGUGUUAAAUUUAUUAAGGUCAUAGAUGACUAUUUGCAGAGCACCACAUUUAAUGUAGUAUUUUUGUACUGUAAUGGAAGCAUGCCUUCCUUGAGUUCUUUUCCACAUAUUAAAUUGUAUUUAUUUACCUGUAUUUAUAACUGUGCAAUUUUUAAAUAUGUUUUAAAAAUAAACUUUGUCUGUGGCUUCAAAUAU
Messenger RNA from Columba livia (rock pigeon), 8924 nucleotides. It is a transcript of the gene PEX5L, whose product is annotated as peroxisomal biogenesis factor 5 like. Bases 438 to 2369 code for a protein of 643 amino acids. The transcript is spliced from 16 exons. The record is from RefSeq and is a predicted model, not a curated record. Gene Ontology annotation, molecular function: protein binding. Gene Ontology annotation, biological process: protein import into peroxisome matrix, docking. NCBI's taxonomy places the organism in Eukaryota, Metazoa, Chordata, Aves, Columbiformes, Columbidae. Gene Ontology annotation, cellular component: peroxisomal membrane; cytosol.